UCCGGUAACCUUCGAAGGGCUCUCUCGCUGCGGUGUUGCGGUGGUUCUCCGUCUCAGAGAUCGCGCCCUGUCGAUAAAUACCAAUUGCCGUGCGCCCGAAGAACUCUCGAGACUCUCGGUGGGAUCUUCUCUCCAUCGAUUAAGAGGGGAAAGUAGAAACCCUAGAAAUGGAAUCUCAGAAAAAGCUCCGGGUUUUCGUUCGUUCGCCCGACCUCGUCCUACCCUCCCGGGCGCUAACCCUAGCCCCUGAUCUCACCCUCCGCCGCCUGAAGCUCGCCUUCCUCCCCCAAUCCCUCCUCUCCCAAGCCCUAACUAUCGAUUCCCUUUACUUCUCUCUCAACGGCAAGCCCCUCCCGGACGACUCCUCCCUCGCCGCCGCGGGCGUCCCCGAUUUCUCCGCCCUCACCCUCCGUCUCCGCCUCCGCGGCGGCGGCGGCGAUGGCGGCGCCACCGGGGCCGAGUCUCGCGACUGCUACCUCAACAUGUACGCGAUCAAGAAGCCCGACAAGGUGGAUCCCAAUGAGACCCGGCUCUCCAAAUGGACCACCUGUGCCCUAUCCGCUGAGCCCCUCUCGCCCCCCUGUGUGAUCGACCGGCUGGGCAACCUCUUCAACAAGGAGCCGCUCGUUGAGGCUCUGCUCCACAAGAAGCUUCCCAAGGAGUUCAGCCACGUCCGGGGAUUGAAGGACAUGAUCCCAAUCCAUCUCACCCCGAUCCCCAGUGCUGCCGUUUCCGAGACCAAGUUUCAGUGCCCGAUCACCGGUCAAGAGUUCAACGGGAAAUAUGGAUUCUUGGCGAUCCGUGGAUGCGGGCAUGUUUUGAGCGUCAAGGCAUUGAAAGAGGUCAAGUCAUCGACUUGCUUGGUUUGUCAUAAAGAGUUCUCGGAUAUGGAUAAGAUUGUGAUUAAUGGAAGCGCAGAGGAAGUCAGAGUGCUGAGGGAGAAGAUGGAGGAGGAGAGGGGGCGGCUGAAGGUGAGGAAGGAGAAGAAGGUGGGUGCAUGUCUGAGUGGUACAAAGCAUGCCAAUGAUGAGAAAGGUGGUAUUUUGGAUAACGGGAAGAAGGAUGGGCGUGCUAAAAGGUUCAAGGCAGUUGAUGUGAUGCCAACUCAUGCUACGAAGGAAGUAUAUGCAUCUAUCUUCACGUCAUCGAAGAAAUCCGAUUUCAAGGAGACCUUUACUUGCAGGUCGCUUCCGCUUGGGAGAAACUGAUGGGGACGGACGUGGUGGACAGACAGGAGCGUUUUGUUUUAUCAUACUGUUUCAUGCAGGUUUGAGGUCGCUUCUUAUUGUAUAAGGUGCUUGAUGCAUUUUUUUAAAAAAAACAUAAGAAAUCAGCAUGAAAACUCUUUUAGAGCAGUUGACUUGUCAAGUUUGUGCUCCUUCACGUGAUGAAUAUUAAGGAGGUGCUGCUGAAUUUAUUGCAUAGAUACUGUUUUAAUGCAUUUGAUCAUCACGCUUCUUAGAAUGGACACAGUUUGAGCU
Messenger RNA from Phoenix dactylifera (date palm), 1481 nucleotides. RefSeq lists its product as uncharacterized. Gene Ontology annotation, cellular component: nucleus. Gene Ontology annotation, biological process: mitotic DNA replication termination. The record is from RefSeq and is a predicted model, not a curated record. Gene Ontology annotation, molecular function: protein binding. Lineage: Eukaryota; Viridiplantae; Streptophyta; Magnoliopsida; Arecales; Arecaceae.